Messenger RNA from Gopherus evgoodei (Goodes thornscrub tortoise), 4256 nucleotides. It is a transcript of the gene POLL, whose product is annotated as DNA polymerase lambda. Gene Ontology annotation, molecular function: DNA-directed DNA polymerase activity; DNA binding. Gene Ontology annotation, cellular component: nucleus. The coding region runs from base 1489 to 3222 and encodes 577 amino acids. The transcript is spliced from 9 exons. NCBI's taxonomy places the organism in Eukaryota, Metazoa, Chordata, Testudines, Testudinidae. Gene Ontology annotation, biological process: double-strand break repair via nonhomologous end joining. The record is from RefSeq and is a predicted model, not a curated record.
AGAGACUGAAAUUCUGUCCUGCACACCAGCGAGGUGACUCUGCUACACUGGCACCACCCUUCGGCGGGCCAGUCUGCUCCCACCCCCCUCAGCCAGAGCCCUGCCUGCACCUCCCUCGGGCCAAACUUUCACAAGUGGCUACCGAUCUGUGGUGAGGAGCUGAGCACCCCAGCCCCCGCUCCAGGUGCUCUGCACAUCUGCAAAUCCGACCCCAGGUAUCUGCUGUGGGGAACCCAGAGAUGGAAGGAUGCGAAAGGAGCAGAUGCUCUUGAAAAGGCAGCCCUGCCGUCAGGAGGGGCCCAGGCCAGAUGCGCUCUAGCUGCUUUUGCAAUUCCUUGGUGCCAUAGCAAGAGGCGAGGUGAUGCCAUGGCUGCAUCCUUUGAGCCAAGCAUGUCUCAGAACCUGGCUUCUCCAAAUCUGGCCCGAGCUUCCAAGCAGAUUGAGAACAAGGGGCCGACGUAGGCAGGGCCUUGCUUCCCACUGUCUCAGCACCAGGGCUCCGAGAUGGAGUGCUGCUGGCCUGGCGAGGUGCAUACAGGACAGCCUCGUGCUUCCUCCGGGGUCUGCUCGGCGCAGAGAGGACGGCGGCGCUCCCAAGGGAAGAGGCACCUGAUGUUCCUGAAGUGCAGCAUUACUAGCUGGUACCGGUGUCUGCUGCUCUCUCCAGGCCCAGGGAGGGACUUGCUUCAGGACCUGUAAUCAGAGCCAUAGAAAUCCGAAUGAAAAGCUCCUUGGGUCCCAACCAGCCCAUCACCUGGGGCUCCGUGCAGGCUUGUGCCUUCCAACACAGUCAGUAUUUGGUCACUUCUGGCUUUAAAUGUCCCCAUGGCUGGAGCUCUCAUCCCCUGGGGAACUAUUUGGGUGUCCGCUGUGCUGGCUCAGCAAGGUCUCCUUGUUACUGAACCUCAAACUUGCCCCUUUAUUCACCCGAUCUCCUCCCGCCUAGUUCUCCCCCAGGGCCCAUCCGAAAUCACUCCUCUCUUCUUGAAACAGGUGCAGCAGCAUCUCCACUGCUUGGCCAUCUCUUCCGGGAGCCAUAAACGUUCAGUUGUUUGAAUCAAGCUGUCCGGUCCCCCAGUCGCUUCUAUUGUUCUUCUCAGAACUGCCCUGACUUUGUCAAGUUCUCUGGUGACGUGGUGCCGCUCUUGGGACACAGGAUUCCGGGGUGAUCAUGCUGGCCCCCUACAAAAAGGGACUGUCGGCAGCCUGCUUCCUGACACCUUUCCGUGUAGUCCCAUCUCCCGCUGCCAUUGCUGCUACCCUGCACCCAGCUGAGGGUGUCUGGGCCAGCGUGGGAUGUGGAGAAAGGGGCAGCACCCACCUCUGUUGCCCCACUCUCGGCUGGGCAGCCAGAACCAAGAACAGCUUCACGGUGUAGUCUGGGGAGCUUCAUGCUGUGUGCAGGAGCAGAGACUAAUCCAGGGAAGGAAGGAGUGAGUGGAACGUUAACUGCCUGCCCAGGGAGGGGACAACCUGUAGUGAUAAGCCAUGGAGCCCAGGGGAAUCGUCAAAGCCUUUCCAAAGAGAAAGAAGAUGAGGGAUGACUCAGAGAGGAAGGUCCCUCCAAAGGUCCCGAAAGAGGAGGAAACGGGGAGCAUUGAAGAGUGGCUGAAGCCGAUCACAGCCUACGUGCUGCCAGUGGGCAUCGGGCGGGCCAGGGCAGAGAUCUUUCACACGCAGAUUGUCCAGAAGGGGGGUCGCGUCCGCAGCCAGCUCUCCUCAGAGGUGACGCACGUCAUAGUGGCGGAAGACAUGGACUGCGACCGGGCCUUUCGCCUCCUGAGACUGGCCAGGCUUCCCCUAGGGAUCCAGCUCGUGAAGGCAGCCUGGCUGAGCUCGUGCAUUAGAGAGCAGAAGCUGCUGGAUACCGCUGGGUACAGCAUCUUCAUCCCAGACAGGUACCUGGAGGAGAGGGAUCUGCAGAAGAGGGAACAGCAGCUCUUGGGCAGUGAGACUGUCCAACCCCAGCCAGGGAAGGAAGCACUGAAGCUGAAGGCUGAAGCACAGACAGGAGCCAUAUUGCCUCAGGGCCCAGCCCAGGAGCAAAGCCUUCAAACCCAGAGGGUCUCUGAUGAUGAAGGCAGCGAAGGGGAAGAGACCAACGUCACCCAGGGAGACCUGGAAGCACUAAUUUCAGGACGUUGCCCGGACACCUCAUCGGGGCCGUCCAGUGGCAGCUGUGCCACAGUGCCCCCAGCUGCUGGCAAGUGGGUUUGUGCUCAGUCCUCUGACAGCAAGAAAGAGAAUCACAACUGGCACAUCACAGAGAAGCUGGAAGUGCUGGGAAAAGCCUACACUGUCCAGGGGGACAAGUGGAGGGCUCUGGGCUACUCCAAAGCCAUCAGUGCGCUCAAGAGCUACCACAAACCAGUCACCUCUUACCAGGAAGCCUGUAAGAUUCCUGGGAUCGGGAAGCGGAUGGCGGAGAAGAUCCUGGAGAUCUUGGAGAGCGGCCACCUGCGGAAGCUGGACCACAUCAGCGAGAGUGUGGCAGUGCUGGAGAUCUUCUCCAACAUCUGGGGAGCAGGAGUCAUGAGAGCCCAGUUUUGGUACCAACAGGGCUUCCGGACCCUGGACGAUAUCCGCACCAAGGCUCCGCUGACCCGCCAGCAGGCCGUAGGGUUGAAGCACUACGAAGACUUCCUGGAGCGUAUGCCGCGAGAGGAGGCUGCCGAAAUAGAACAGACUGUGCGAGAAGCAGCCUGGGCGCUGAACCCCGGGCUGGUGUGUGUGGCGUGCGGCUCGUACCGACGGGGGAAGGCCACCUGCGGCGACGUGGACGUCCUGGUUACCCACCCUGAUGGGCAGUCUCACCGCGGCGUCUUCGGCAAGCUGCUUGACAGCCUCCGGCGGAGCGGUUUCCUCACCGACGACCUGGUGAGCCAAGAAGACAGCAGCAACCAGAAGAAGUACCUGGGCGUGUGCCGGCUGCCUGGGCCGGGCCGGCGCCACCGGCGCCUCGACAUCAUCGUGGUGCCCCAUGCCGAGUUCGCCUGCGCCCUCCUGUACUUCACCGGCUCGGCCUACUUCAACCGCUCCAUGCGAGCACUGGCCAAGACCAGGGGCAUGAGCCUGUCGGAGCACGCGCUCCACACGGCUGUGGUGCGCGCCCCCGGCGGCCGCAAGCUGGGGCCUGGCCUCCUCCUGCCCACCCCCACCGAGAGAGACGUCUUCACGCUGCUGGGGCUGCCCUACCGGGAGCCCACCGAGCGGGACUGGUGAUGGCAGGGGUCAGCCCUUUCCUUCCUGCCCUCCAGGGUGUCCUGGGAGGAGCCACCCCGCAGGCCCCAGUGCCCGGUGGGGUAGGGCGUUCCCUGUCAGACACUGAAGGGGGGCACUCCUUCAUCUCCUCUCGUCCGGGCUGCUCUGAGCUGGCCCGGAUGGACAGUGGCUGCUGUUGCUGCUAGUGGCACUUUGUGACUGUCCAGCCAGGCCUGGGAGUUGGGGUAGCACCAGCUCUGGAAUGUAGUUCAGUAGCCUGGGGGUGAGGGUGGUGGCACCUCCGCUCCCAGGAGCAGACGUAGCUUCGCAUCGGAGCCGCACAAACCCGCUCUCCAUCCCUCUGCAUCCCUGGGAGCUGCUGUUCUGUGGUGCUGGGGCAGGCAGCCCGGUCUGAGGCCGUACGGACAGCGCUGCGGGGACAGGGCUCUUCCGAGCUGUCAGGUGAAUUCAGUUCUGCGGUCCCCGCGGCGUAACUGCCCACGAGCUCGCCAGGCUUCACAGCGUGGGCAUGUGCCUUCCUCCCGUACGGCGGCUCUCUCCUCCCGCUCUGCUUGCUCCAGUGCCUCGCUCUGAUGGUGCAGACGGACGCUGGGCUGUGACCCACCUGCUGGUUUCUCUCCCACAGCGCCCGAAGAGUCGGCGUGGACAGAAGGCGGCUGAGCGACAAUGCUGCUUUGCAGGCGCAGGGCACUAACCCAGACAUUCACACCUUGCUUCCAGCUGGGCUCUUGGUACAGCUGCUGGCUCCGGCCCCGCAGCCAGGGGCCUGCUCCCACCCACAGUGAUCGGUGCCCCUUUGCUGAAGAUCCAGAAUGGGGCUGCAAGUGGAAUGCAAGGCCAGAAGGAGCCACUGUGAUCGUCUAGUCUGACCUCCUGCGUGGCAGGCCAGAAACCUGCCACCAGAUCCCCCUAGCACAGCGCUGUGGAGAACACAGCCCAGCUUGACCUAGACUCCAUGGUGGAGAAUCUGCCACGACCCUGGGAAACUGGGUUCCUGGAAGGGAAGUACAAUAAAAUCCACCCACUCUCCUCCA